Pimephales promelas (fathead minnow) is the source of this 4280-nucleotide messenger RNA. RefSeq names its product sphingosine-1-phosphate phosphatase 1a (gene sgpp1a). Gene Ontology annotation, cellular component: endoplasmic reticulum membrane. NCBI's taxonomy places the organism in Eukaryota, Metazoa, Chordata, Actinopteri, Cypriniformes, Leuciscidae. Gene Ontology annotation, biological process: sphingosine metabolic process. The record is from RefSeq and is a predicted model, not a curated record. Gene Ontology annotation, molecular function: sphingosine-1-phosphate phosphatase activity.
UUACGUUACAAGUCUCAUCUGUGUCGACCUCCCUGUUUAAUAACGGACGGGUACUUCCCAGCUCCUAGUCAAAUAGCCACUCUAUUUUACCAAUGUCUGUUGUGGUUUGAAGACUCGAGGAUUGGAAAGCUACGCGCCGCACAAUAUAAUCUCCUAUUGUUUAGCGCAGCUUUGCACGCGCUUGUGUUUACAGCAUCUCGCGCGCAGCGCGCGCGUGAUAUUGAUUCAGGUAAAAGAGCCCUUUCGGUUUCACCAUGGCAAGCGAGGCGCUCCACAGAUUCGUUUGCCUUUGCCGAUACCUACAGGAUCCCUGCCAUGUCGCCAGAUUCCAGCAGUUUUGCGGCGUCCGCGGCACAUUUCCUAAAAAAACAACCGAGGCUAGCGAGAGUGACGCGAAGCUUGCGGUCAACGGUGUUUGCGUGGGGCAAUACCAGGAAGACAGCGCGGCCAGUGGGGAUUCAGCACAAGGACUCCCGGGCCAAAGGCUGAGAAAAAGUUUAAAUGCCGCUGGAGAUGUUCAACCGGAAGAAUGUUCCGCUGCUUUUCUCAACGCACCCUCGGGGCGAGAGGCAGAGAGGGACCCCAAAGGCAGAGUGAAGCCUUUACGCAGAAACUCUUUGACUGGGGAUGUUGGGCAGGAGUUCAUCAUCGAGAACAAGUUUCUCUUCUAUCUCUUCACCAUUGGUACCGAGCUGGGCAAUGAGAUGUUUUUCAUCGUGUUCUUCCCCUUCUUGAUGUGGAACGUCGACCCCUAUGUGAGCCGGCAGCUCAUCGUGGUGUGGGCCUGGGUGCUGUUCUUCGGCCAGUCCACGAAAGAUCUGGUCCGGUGGACCCGUCCUCCCUCUCCUCCUGUGGUCAAAGUUGAGGUGUUCUACAACACGGAGUACAGUAUGCCCUCCACACAUGCCAUGUCCGGCACCGCGCUGCCUUUCUCUCUGUUCAUGCUCACAUGCAGCCGGUGGGAGUACCCGUUCAUGAUUGGAUUGAGCUUAGCUCUGUUCUGGAGUGUCCUCGUGUGCAUCAGCAGGAUUUAUAUGGGCAUGCACUCUGUCCUGGAGGUGAUCACAGGCUUCCUCUACAGUGUGCUCAUCCUGGCGGUCCUUCACCCCCUACUGGAUGACAUUGACACGUUCUACCUGUCCCACAGCUAUGCCCCUCUGGUCGCCCUGCUAGUGCACGUUGGCUUCAGCUUUGUGGCUUUCUCGCUGGACUCAUGGAGCACGUCUCGUGGCGACACGGCCCAGGCGUUGGCCACAGCUGUCGGAGCCGCGUUGGCAUCUCGUCUGAACUACCAACUGGGUCUGCUGCCAGAUCCUCCCGAAGAAGCUCUACCGCUCACCCUUCCCCUGAUCGACAGGGCCCUAUUGGCCCGCUCCAUCUUGCGACUUCUGGUGGGAGUGGCGGUGCUUCUGGCCGUCAGGGCUGCCAUGAAGGUUGUGGCGAUCCCAUUGGCGUGCAAGAUCUUCGGCGUGCCUUCGGAUGACGUGCGGAAGGCUAGACAACAUGCGCAAGUGGAACUCGCAUAUCGGUUUAUUGUUUAUGGCACAGUGGCCUACUGCUGCGUGUUCCUGGUCCCACUUCUCUUUAGCUUCCUUGGCUUAUCCUGAAGAAAAUCCCCACUUCAUCCUAGUUAUUAUCCGUGUUUUUUUUAUCCUAUAGCUAAAAUCUAUACCUGACCUGGACUAGUCAUGGUCCAAACAGCCUUUUGGGUGCAAACACGAAUGAGGUUCAUGAUGUUGAUAAUAUCACCAGCUCCAUUUCCAAGAUAAUUUAUUUCACUUGUUUUGUUUGACCUUAGAUUAAGAUUUUAUUAGCAGGGUUUUUAGGAACAUUUGUUGUCAUCUGUGAGAGAUCAGUCUGCAGUUUUUUUAAGUGAGUGCAUGUGACCUGUUCUAAGUCUUUAACAUUGAUGUUUAUAAGCCAUUCUCAGAAAGGUCUCAAAUGUUUCCUGCAUUUGUCUUCAGUUAUUUCUCCUCAGCUGACUGACACCCGCCCACCCUAAAUCUAAUACGCAGGAAUGUUUCUCACUAUAUACAGAAUCUGCAGUUUUCAUUCUUCGGAAAUGAACUAACCUGAGUGACUACCCUUGACAGACAUUUGUAUCCUUGUCAUGGUUUUCCCUCAAGGGCACACUCUCAUAUAACAAUAUGUCAUUUAUCAUUUAUCCCAGGGCUUGUUUCUUCUGUGGAUCCAUUCAAUGUUGUGAUCCCAGUGGUUCAUUCAACGGUUCAGGAAAGACACUCCAAAUUCUGAGAGGUGUAGAAAUUUCUGUUCUUAUUUAAAACGUGUUGAACUCGGGGCUCACAAUAAGAGGUGAGGGGAGGAACUUCCUGUCAGUAUGAAUACUGAAUACAUGAACUUCCUGUGGAUGUGUUGCUCUAAAACCCAAGCUGGGAAAAUACUGCUCUGAAUAUGAAAGCCACAUAUCUCUAAACAUUCUGUCAUUGUCAGUAUAUUAUUUAUACACAUCAGAUAUGUUUUCAGGUAUUACUACAAUGAGUAAUAUUAUUUAUGCAGUGUGUGUGAAUAGCUCAGUCAACUCAAGCAAAUUGUACUAGUUUUAGUUUAAACAAAUAAUUGCAACUUGCAAGUAGACUUUUGUAGCAUUUUCCAUUGUAGUAUUUUUCAGUUUUCUUUCAUUAGUUCACCCUAAAAUGAAAAUUCAUGUAAUGAUUUAUUCAUCAUCACAAACCUGUGGAACAUGGUCCAGUUUUUGGACACAAUUCACUGUCAUUAUAUGGACAUAAAAUACAACAAACAAAGACAAAUGUGCACGAAAAAACAAAAAUGUAACCCCAUCCACUUUCAUUAUGGCAUUAAAAUUAUAUAUAUAUAUAUAUAAUUUAGCAUUUUUUAUUGAACUUUCCCUUUUCGUAACAUUAGGCUAAAUCGAGUCAUUCAAAUUCAGAGCUGUCACGUGUUUUCAGAUUGUCGCAGAUGUUCUGCAUGACUGCUUUAAGACAUCCGGAUUGUUCCAUGAUGUCAGCAGUUUGGAGAAGAUGCAUUGAAAUUCUUGUUUCUCCAGAAAAGCACUCAGUGUGGUUUUAUUAAAUGGAUCGACUGAACUUCCCUGCUUUCUUCACUUCUGCAUUUUUAACCGUUUAAAUAUGAUUAUGGUCAUCAUGGUAAUGUGUAUUUUCAGAUAACAAGUUGUCAGUAUUAACCUAGGUAGUUUAUAUGUUGUCUGUCAGUGAACUAGUACUCUGUACUUGCAGUUGUUUUAUUAGUGUGUUCAGUUUCACAAGAAAAUGUUGUAAAGCCAAUGGAGGACAGAUCGCUGAUAUACAUUCAUUGCUCUCUGCUCAGAAACCCCAGUGCCUUGCGUCCUUGUUUUCAGGGCAACUUUAUUCUCUAACUAGGCACAGGACACCACAGCUGUCUUUCUGUGAACACGUCCUUAAUGUUUAUUUGCAAAAAGACAUUGUUGGUUAUGUAAGGUAAUUGGUAAUUGAUAGCUUUUCCUUUCACUUUUUUUUUUAAAUGUACAUUAUGUGGAAUUUAUUACCAGGUUUCUGGUAACGUAUUUGGAUGGUGACAAAUUAGUAAACAAUUAAAUGUGCACCAGUAUAAAGGAAACAGUUGAGCAUAUAUUCAAUUGUCAUCAGUUAUGCUUAUAUGGUAAAUGUGCCAUAACUGAAUAAGCAUUUUCUACGGUCAUCUUUAUACAGUGCGCUGAGCUGAAGUGGGCAUCACAGAAGGCCAGAUGAAAAAAGUAACUGCAUUAUGAAUGAAGCUUGUACGGUAUACUUUGAGCCUGUUCAUGGUCAUUUAAACUCACAAAUGUACUGUAUCUGUAAUCUCUGGCUCCUCGUCUGCAAUGCUCUUAUCAUUUUGUGUAAUGACAGUGAAUAGAAACUAGUAUAAAUUACCACUGUAUUUGUGUUCUUGUCAUCUGAAAUUCUUUUUUUUUUUAAAAAUUGAAUAGUUCCAUUACAAAGAGAUAAAUGAGCGUUUUGUGUGAUUAAUUACAGCAUGAUGUUUGUGAAAAAUGGCUUUUUGAUUAGAGCCAACUCAAUGCACCUACAACAGUGUGUUUACCCCUUAUCAGUCUAAAUGUGUGUGCUUGAGUUUGUUUCUCAAUUUGUCAGUUCUCUGGACAAAGGUCUACUUACUGCAUGAUGUAUUCAUUUUAACCGGUGUGUAAGUUAUAGAGGACCUUGCUUAUUUCCUGCUGUAUUUCCACACUCAGGGUCUUGCUACAAUACGCACAUAUUUAGGCUAGCUCGGGUUGUAUUUUUCCACAUUCACUAUUAACUGACUGUGUUGUUUUUACACAUUCA